This is a messenger RNA of Ziziphus jujuba (common jujube), 1112 nucleotides long. RefSeq names its product protein CHAPERONE-LIKE PROTEIN OF POR1, chloroplastic. Gene Ontology annotation, cellular component: chloroplast membrane. The coding region runs from base 181 to 936 and encodes 251 amino acids. The record is from RefSeq and is a predicted model, not a curated record. Lineage: Eukaryota; Viridiplantae; Streptophyta; Magnoliopsida; Rosales; Rhamnaceae. The transcript is spliced from 5 exons.
AUGGGGAGGUAUUGAAAUAGACAAAGCCACGGGAAAUGGUUCUUCCUCUUAGCGCCCAGCCAACGGAACGGAACUGCUCGGCUAUUCGACCUGCCCAAAUCUUCAUCUUCAUCUUCAUGGAGUUGACCAUUCACUCAAAUUAAGGUUCAUCAAUUUACACGGCUUCCCAGAUUAAAAAAAAUGGUGUCUCUUUCCCUCUCUAGCCCUAGCUUCACCACCCCUUUCCUCGGCCAAAAACUUUCUUUUCGUAGAAAUACAAAGGAGCUUCCUGCUUGCUUUUCUGUUUCACGGAUAUCUAGAUGUGCUGUUGAUACACCUUAUGAAGGUAAUGUCCCAAAAUUCCCUCGAGUACGUGUUUGGGAUCCUUACAAACGUCUUGGUGUAAGCCGUGAUGCUUCUGAAGAAGAGAUUUGGGGAUCGCGCAACUUUCUUUUGGAACAGUAUUCUGGACAUGAGAGAAGUGAAGAAUCAAUAGAAGCUGCGUUUGAGAAAAUAUUGAUGGCCAGCUUCCAACAUAGGAAGAAAACAAAAAUUAACUUGAAAAGCAAGUUAAAAAAGAAAGUGGAAGAGUCUCCACCUUGGGUUCAAAACUUGCUAAAUUUUGUGGAACUUCCUCCAACUGAAGUUAUUUUAAGAAGAUUGUUUCUCUUUGCAUUCAUGGGUGGCUGGAGUAUUAUGAAUUCAGCUGAAGGUGGACCUGCAUUUCAGGUGGCAGUUUCCUUGGCGGCUUGCAUAUAUUUCCUCAAUGAGAAAACAAAAAGCUUGGCCAGAGCUUUCAUUAUUGGAUUUGGAGCUCUAGUGUCUGGCUGGGUAUGUGGUUCGGUGUUGGUCCCAAAUAUUCCAUCAUUUCUAUUACAACCCACAUGGACUCUCGAACUCAUGACUUCGCUGGUAGUAUAUGUUUUCUUGUUUCUUGGUUGCACUUUUCUCAAGUAAAAGUUUUAACUUUCAUGAUUCAGAAUUGUAUUAUCUAGAAGCUGCAAACUGGUUAGAGCUUUGCAAAGAUGAAUUAGUUGUUUGAACUAGUGCUUUUCGACAUGAUUGUAGUGCACUGGAAUUAUGCAAAGAUCGCCAUUUUGAGUAUAUGCAUUUAAGACGACCAUUUUCUGAAA